CUUGAGGUGGUGGUGGUGCUUGUGUGAAGCUUUCGAGUGACUCGGUGUGUGUGUGAAUGAUUCUCGUUGGGGUUCGUAUUGUCUCAACGGGCUAAACGGGAAUACCGUAGGUGGUGUGUUUGGUUGAAUCCAUCGUGGAGUGAGUGGGUCGUCUUGGUCGUUCGUCUCCGUUUGAUAUCAACGAACCAUGAUUAUGAACAACAGCGGCAAUCCUCGGCAUGCGGUUGCCCGUAGCAACGCCCCUCGGAACAUCAAACUCCGGGACAUGGACGAAAAAGCCAUGCACAACUUGUUCCUCAAGAACAUGGCUGGACUCAUUGAAGAGACGAAGAACCCUUCUCCGUGUCUGAAUCCCAACUCUAAGCGCGGUGGGAUGGCAACUCAUGCUGGGGUGGCAUUGGAAUUGGGCAUCACUCGACCUUCAGGCACUGGCAAGAAAAUGAUGUCGCCUCAGAUGGAGGCCAUUCUCAUUUGGUGCCAAUGCCGUGUCAGACAGUAUCCCGACAUCAAAAUUGAGAACUUCACCUCGUGUUGGGCGGAUGGAAGGUCGUUUUGCGCCCUUAUUCACCAUUUCUUCCCCCAAGCUUUCGACUUCACCAGAGUGGACUCCUCCAACCCCAAAGCCAAUUAUGAAUUGGCCUUCAAGACUGGAGAACGCUAUGCGGGCAUUCCUGACUUCCUCACUGCCGAUGACAUGGACGCCAUGGUGAGAGACCGGAGGAUUGAUCCCAAGAUGGUGUUCUCUUAUGUCCAGGAGGUCUAUCGCAUGUGUAACGAAAUGUAAACCUGCCAUGUCAAGCCGUGCUUUGUUGGUUUGAACCAUUCAUUAAGAUUCCCUUGCUUUCUUCCUAUCUGUCCUUCUCUGAUGAUAACCAAAGCUUCCUAAGCAAGAGGACGCGAAAAAAAACAGCCUAUAAUGUUUAUACAUAUUCAAUCAGCUCAAUAUGAUAUUGUGUAAGAAACAACCGACUCAUGACCCUCGUUUUCACGUUCUUGUGAAUUCAAAGACGAUAAUACAGCCCACUUACUCCUGUC
Tigriopus californicus is the source of this 1035-nucleotide messenger RNA. Its product is annotated as smoothelin-like protein 2. The coding region runs from base 188 to 784 and encodes 198 amino acids. Gene Ontology annotation, cellular component: filamentous actin; microtubule organizing center. The transcript has 4 exons. The record is from RefSeq and is a predicted model, not a curated record. Gene Ontology annotation, biological process: actin cytoskeleton organization. Lineage: Eukaryota; Metazoa; Arthropoda; Copepoda; Harpacticoida; Harpacticidae. Gene Ontology annotation, molecular function: protein binding.